This is a messenger RNA of Helianthus annuus (common sunflower), 1653 nucleotides long. RefSeq lists its product as uncharacterized. The record is from RefSeq and is a predicted model, not a curated record. Bases 1 to 1653 code for a protein of 550 amino acids. The transcript is spliced from 7 exons. Lineage: Eukaryota; Viridiplantae; Streptophyta; Magnoliopsida; Asterales; Asteraceae.
AUGGCAAUUCACAACUACAUUAGAAUGAAAGGUCAUUUUGAUGAAGCAUUUAACAAAGCACAACAAGAAACUUAUCGUCCAACUCGAGAUGUUGAAAGUGAUAUAUCUAUCAGAAUUAAUGGAACACAAGAAGACAUAACUACACGUCGUAGGCAAGACGAUCUGUAUAUGAGUUUGGAAGCUAUAGUGGAUUUCAAUGGCAGUUUUUUGGCUCAUGUAUGUGAUCUUGCCACCAUGAGAAAGAAGCUCAAUGUUUUAGGUGUCCACUUGACAAGUUCAAAAUCAAUGGUUGGAAUUACUGGAGUUGUUUCGAACUUCAUAUGGUCGUUGGAAUGUUUCAUAAUGGUAUUUGAUAAGCCUAAUAGCCAACAACCUCAACAACAGCUAUGCCGUUAUAGGAUGGAGAUACCAAACUAUGGUAAAUAUGUGAAUUCCGAUAGUGAAGACGAGAACAACGACUCAAAUGAGGAAGAUUGGUUAGAUGAUGAGAAACGGUUUUUACUACUAUGCGGUUUAGUCGUCAAAGGGGUGAUGGUAGUACAUAAUAUGAUGAAUAUCCCACGUAUCCCUUGUCGCACUUCCUGUCGUACAGGAAAUAUUUUUAUUCAAGAAAUACUCAAUGGUCAUCCUAGGCGUUGUUUUGAAGAUUUCAGGGUACAUGUUGAUGUUUACAAGAGCUUAUGUUCGGAUCUUAGAAUGCACUACAACCUAAAGGAGACACGUAAUGUAUCUAUUGAAGAGUUUGUUGGUAUUUUUUUGUUGAUAUUAGCACAUGGAUGUGGAAAUAGACUAGCUCAAGAAAUUUUCAAUCAUUCAGGGGAAACUAUUCAUAGACAUUUCCAUCAUGUUUUAAGAGCGGUGCUUAAGCUUAGCGGAGACAUCAUCAUGCCUAAAGCAAACUACAAUAAUGAAGUACCUCCACAACUCUUAAACAACUCUCGGUAUUACCCCAUGUUCAAGGAUUGCAUUGGUGCUAUUGAUGGGACACAUGUUAAGGCAUCAGUUCGAGAGCAUGAACAAGCAAAAUAUAUUGGUAGAAAAGGAUAUGCAACCCAAAAUAUCAUGGCAGCAUGUGAUUUUAAUAUGUGUUUUACAUUUGCAUGGGCGGGAUGGGAAGGCACUGCACAUGACACAAGAAUAUUUUUAGAAGCAUUACGUAAGCCAGAGGUGAAAUUUCCUCGUCCAACGGGUGAUAAGUACUAUGUUGUUGAUGCCGGGUACCCAAAUACCAGAGGCUAUCUUGCUCCUUAUAAAGGAAAUGAUGUUCGUUAUCAUAUACCUGAUUUUCGUCGAGGUCAAACAGCUGCCCAACGCGCUCCGAAAGGACUAAAAGAGACAUUUAACUACUAUCACUCAUCUUUAAGAAAUGUGAUCGAACGGACAUUUGGAGUAUGGAAGGCAAGGUGGGCAAUAUUAAAAGAUAUGCAUGUUAAUUACUCUUAUGAAACACAGGUCGACAUUGUGAUAGCAUCCAUGGCAAUUCACAACUACAUUAGAAUGAAAGGUCAUUUUGAUGAAGCAUUUAACAAAGCACAACAAGAAAUUUAUCGUCCAACUCGAGAUGUUGAAAAUGAUACAUCUAUCAGAAUUAAUGGAACACAAGAAGACAUAACUACACGUCGUAGGCAAGACGAUCUAUAUAUGAGUUUGUAA